Molecule: messenger RNA, 1281 nt
Organism: Nelumbo nucifera (sacred lotus)
Lineage: Eukaryota; Viridiplantae; Streptophyta; Magnoliopsida; Proteales; Nelumbonaceae
Product: peroxidase 17-like
Biological process (GO): hydrogen peroxide catabolic process; response to oxidative stress
Molecular function (GO): heme binding; peroxidase activity
Source: RefSeq, a predicted model, not a curated record
CCUAUUAUCCACAAACGCCAACCAGAGCAGAACAGAACAGUACCCCCAACUCAACCACGACUAGCUACGAGAUCGAGAUGAUGUCUGCGUUUUUCAUCUCACUCCUUCACAUCUCCUUCUUCCUCCUCUUCCAAAAGACCGCCAUCACUGCUGCUGCAGCAGCAGCCACCCAAUUGAGGCCUGGUUUUUACGCUGAGACGUGCCCGGCAGCCGAAUCGAUAGUAAGGGAUGUAAUGGCGAAAACCAUGAAGAGAGAAAUCAGAAAUGCUGCCUCGGUCAUGCGCUUGCAGUUCCAUGACUGCUUUGUUAAUGGCUGCGAUGCGUCUCUCUUACUGGAUGACACACCCGAUAUGCUUGGCGAGAAACUCUCUCUUUCUAAUAUAAACUCGCUGAGAUCCUACGAAGUCAUCGAUGGGGCCAAGGCAGCCUUAGAGCAGGCCUGUCCGGGCGUCGUUUCUUGCGCAGAUAUCAUAAUCAUGGCUGCAAGAGAUGCCGUUGUAUUGAGUGGAGGACCCAAUUGGGAAGUCAAGCUGGGAAGACUAGAUAGCCUAACGGCCAGCCAGGAAGACGCUAACAGGAUCAUGCCGAGCCCGAGAUCAAACGCUAGUUACCUCAUCGAUCUGUUCAGCCAGUUUAAUCUCUCUGUACAGGACCUGGUAGCCCUGUCGGGGUCUCACUCCAUCGGCAACGGACGAUGCUUCUCUAUCGUGUUUCGCCUGUACAACCAGUCGGGAACGGGCAGGCCUGACCCGGCCAUGGACCCUGAAUACAGAGAGAAGCUGGACCGGCUCUGUCCACUGGGGGGAGACGGCAACGUGACAGGAGACCUUGACGCAACUCCCUACGUAUUUGAUAACCAGUACUUCAAGGAUUUAGUCUCCUUGAGAGGCUUUCUAAAUUCCGAUCAGACACUUUUCUCGUUGGAUGCUCGAACUCGAGAAUAUGUCCAACAUUUUAGCCGGGACCAAGAGGUGUUCUUCGCGGCCUUCGUGGAGGGGAUGAUAAAGAUGGGUGACCUACAGUCGGGCCGACCGGGGGAGGUCCGGAAGAACUGCCGGAAGGUCAACAGCCCGCCUCUUCAUGCCUUGCUUAAGUGACUCUUGAUCGAGAUAGGAGGUGGGAGGAAUGGGAAAGUAAGUUAUUAAAGGAGAUUGCGUAUACCCAAAGUCAGUAAAUUAAGGACGGAAAUGUAUUGUUUUUGUAAGCUAUUGCCUAAAUAUUAUUAAAGAAAUCGAAGGAAUUUGGCGUGGUAAAAAACACUAAAAAGGGCAGACAAUGAGU